GGGAAGGGGCGGGGGGCUGCGCGCGGGCUCGCGUGAGGCGGGAGUGGGCGGAGCCGCUGGGGCGUCCGAACCCGCCCGGGGGGCCCUAAAGGUGCGUCUGGAGGCUGCAGCCGGCUGCCUGGGGCCGAGCGAGCCGGCCGAGCCACCUGCCGCGCGGGCUGCUGCUUUCUAUUUACUAGGGACCACAGUAUCCGCCCGGGAGUCCGGGGGCGCGCAGGCGCGCGCGCUCCCUCGCCACUACUGCAUCCCUAAACCGGCAGGGCGAAGCUACUGCGGUUUCCCUUAACCUCAGCACCGUGAGGAGCAAGCAGAGCCAUUGUGCAACAGGGAGAGCCCGGUGCCCGCGCUGCCGCCUCCGGUACAUAACCCAGCAGAUCGCUCACCCUAGCGGAGAUUGGAUGACCAAAUGUAACAUCCAAACUGGAAAAUGAAAAAGAAAAUUGGAUGAAGUACCCUGGGACAAUAGGCAACACUGACCACCCAGAAAGACUGGUCAUCCACAUAAAGAUCUACUGCCUUGGCUGGAAUGCGUGCUGACUUCUCUGCCAACUUCUAAGACCGAGACCCUGAGGAACCCAGCUGGAGAAUGCCGUCUGAACGUUGCCUCAGUAUUCAAGAAAUGCUGACAGGCCAGAGGCUUUGCCACUCUGAAUCUCACAAUGAUAGCGUCCUGGCAGCGCUGAAUCAGCAAAGAAGCGACGGCAUCCUCUGCGACGUCACCCUGAUUGCAGAGGAACAGAAAUUCCAUGCUCACAAGGCAGUCCUAGCAGCAUGCAGUGACUAUUUCCGGGCAAUGUUCAGCCUUUGUAUGGUGGAAAGUGGAGCUGAUGAAGUGAAUUUGCAUGGUGUGACCAGCCUUGGCUUGAAGCAGGCUCUGGAGUUUGCAUACACUGGACAGAUUUUGUUGGAACCAGGUGUGAUCCAGGAUGUGUUGGCAGCUGGAAGUCACCUGCAACUGUUGGAACUUCUCAAUUUGUGUUCCCACUAUCUCAUCCAGGAAUUAAAUAGCUUUAAUUACUUGGAUCUGUACAGACUCGCUGACCUCUUUAACCUCACUUUGCUGGAGAAGGCAGUGAUCGAUUUCUUGGUGAAACAUCUCUCGGAACUCCUGAAGAGCCGGCCAGAAGACGUCCUCAUGCUGCCCUACUGCCUGCUGCAGGAGGUCCUGAAGAGCGACCGUCUGACCUCGCUGAGUGAAGAGCAGAUCUGGCAGCUAGCUGUGAGGUGGUUGGAACACAACUGCCAUUACCAGUACCUGGAUGAGCUCCUGCAGUACAUCCGCUUUGGCCUCAUGGAUGUGGAUACUCUCCAUACAGUGGCCCUGUCCCACCCCCUCGUCCAAGCAAGCGAGACGGCCACAGCUCUUGUCAACGAGGCCCUAGAAUACCACCAGAGCAUCUAUGCACAGCCUGUCUGGCAGACUCGCAGGACCAAACCGCGGUUCCAGUCCGACACCCUGUAUAUCAUCGGUGGGAAAAAGCGUGAGGUGUGUAAAGUCAAGGAGCUCCGGUACUUCAAUCCUGUAGAUCAGGAGAAUGCUCUCAUCGCCGCUAUUGCCAACUGGAGUGAACUGGCUCCCAUGCCUGUGGGAAGAAGCCACCACUGUGUGGCAGUCAUGGGAGACUUCCUGUUUGUAGCCGGAGGGGAAGUUGAGCAUGCCAGCGGCCGGACAUGUGCUGUGAGGACUGCCUGUCGCUUUGACCCCCGCAGUAAUUCCUGGGCAGAGAUAGCACCCAUGAAGAACUGCCGGGAGCAUUUUGUGCUGGGUGCCAUGGAUGAAUACCUCUAUGCGGUUGGAGGCAGAAAUGAACUGCGCCAGGUUCUGCCUACAGUAGAGAGAUACUGCCCCAAGAAGAACAAAUGGACUUUUGUGCAGUCCUUUGACCGAUCCCUCUCAUGUCAUGCUGGAUAUGUGGCUGAUGGUCUCCUUUGGAUAUCAGGUGGAGUAACUAACACGGCACAAUAUCAAAACAGACUAAUGGUAUAUGAACCUAACCAGAAUAAGUGGAUAAGCCGCAGCCCCAUGCUACAACGAAGGGUCUACCAUUCGAUGGCUGCUGUCCAAAGAAAGCUUUAUGUUCUUGGAGGCAAUGACCUAGACUACAAUAAUGAUCGGAUUCUUGUGCGCCAUAUAGAUUCUUACAACAUAGACACUGACCAAUGGACGCGUUGUAAUUUCAACCUGUUGACUGGUCAAAAUGAAUCUGGGGUUGCUGUCCAUAAUGGGAGAAUAUAUUUAGUUGGUGGAUAUUCAAUUUGGACAAAUGAGCCUCUGGCUUGUAUCCAGGUAUUGGACGUGAGUAGAGAAGGCAAAGAAGAAGUAUUCUAUGGGCCUACACUCCCUUUUGCUUCCAAUGGAAUAGCAGCCUGCUUCCUUCCUGCUCCGUAUUUCACAUGCCCUAACCUUCAGACUCUUCAAGUGCCUCAUCACAGAAUUGGCACCAUCUGAAAAGCCAGUGCUCAGUUCAUAACCAUCAUGAACAAAACAUGAGGAAAACAAAGGCUUGUCGUUCAGAUACUGGGCAUGGAAAGACUCAGUGCUCAAUGCUUCCUUGUCUUGUUUCAUAGGUCUUCUGUUCAGAUAAAUAUUAGCAAAAAAUGAACAGUUUUCUAAAAUAUGUUAUUGAGAACUCUUGUCACCCUUCUCAUCAUGUCAACAUACAAUAUGUAUGACUUUUAUUGUCAUGUAGCUUAGUGCCAACUUAACAAUCCAUUGUUGUUUCAUGGGUCUUUAAAGCAUUCUUUGUGACUUUUUCUAAUCAGUGCUGUCCAGGACAUGACGCUAUUAGGCAAUUUAUUUUACACAAUGGCAUCCAUGAUCUUUAAAAGAAAACUUUUGUAGUUCACUAUUUAAAUGUGGACUUGUAAUUUGUCUUUUAAAAUUCAACAUUAUGCAGCCUGCUCAGUUGAGACUCAACAUUAUUACACCAUAAAUUUUUAAGUGCCAUAUUUUAUUCAAGGUGAUAUGAAAAAUAGAAAUACAAUGUAAUAGCAGUUGGAAUACCCAGAUUUUACACUUGGGUUACUCUGACCUAAGGUCAGGUCAGAACCUUAACUUUACAGUACUUCAGCUUUCCCACCUUUUAAGGAGAGAAAUUAUUGAUUUCCAUAUUAAUUCACAUGAAAAUUAGAUAACGACUUUUAAGUUCUUCACCUAAGAGAAAAGGUUACUCAAAUCACAAGGUAUUUUACUGUCUUAACAACUUUGUAAAUGAACCAGCAGAUUAUUUUUGAAGUUUAAAGAUUACCAGGUAGAACUUGGACAGCAAGCUAUGGGAUAAAUGAUUCUGAAAAAAACUGCUGAAAGAGACAGACUAAUUAGUAAAAAGGGAGUUUACCAACACCAAAGAUAUCUAACCUUGCACAAAUCCUUUCCUCAAAUAAUAACUCUCUUAAAUGUCUCAUUUAAAAUCAUUUAAUGAAAAAAAAAUGACCUUUUACAGCAUAAAAACCUUAGUUGUACUAAUUAAGGUACCCUAAAGUGCUUUGACAUAAGUUUGAACCUAGAAUUGGCAGGUCUAAUAAAAGUUUUUCCUCUUUGUUAAAGGUUAUGUCAAUCUUGAGUGCUUGUGGGAUUCUUCACCACGACCAAUACAUAUUUUAUUACCAACACUUUUAAUAAUGCAUAAGAUUUCUUUUUUAGGCUAGGUUUUUGGGUUUGCUUUGUCUAGAACAAAAAAAUAAACAAGUUAAUAAUCAUAUUUGAACAUGAAUUCAACAAGUCUUGAGUUUUCUGUUUUCAUAAUCAUGUCAGGACUUAAGAUCAUCUUUAUUAAGGCUUUACUUUGGCAGUUUAAUCAUUCAGCAAUCCUCCUCUUACAGGAAACUUAUUUCAUACAUGUAGCCAUUUUUAGUAAAAAAAAAAAAAGGAUGAAAAAAAUCUUUACCAUAAAUAAUUCACAAGCUUUAUAUAUACAUCAUUGUAGGAAGCCUAAAGCAUUAUUUUUAAAAUAUAUAUGAUUCAGGUCAUUCAGAUUAAAGGACACAGGGGAGACUGAGGAUUAGGGAAAAAGGUGAUUUAAAAAAACGGGUAGCCAUGUGGUGCAGCAAUGAAGUUGCCACUUAUGAUGCCUGCAUUCCAUACUGGAGUGUUUCGUUUGAGGUCCAUUGACUCCAGUUCUGAUCUAGCUCCCUGCUAAUUCACAUGUUGGAAGGAAACAGAUGAUGGUUCAAGUACUUGGGUCCUUGACACUACAGGCUCCUGGCUUGACUGGCCCAGCCUCAGCUGCUGCAGGCAUUUGGAGGGUGAACCAGCAGAUGUUUUCCACUGUAUCAAGAACAUGAAUUUAUUUUAGGCAAACAAAAAUUGUUUAUGGACAGUCCUGAACAGUGAAAACUGAUGCCGACAAUUUAUAUUUAGAGGUUAUAUUUAGAAAGGCAUAAGCCAUGUAAACUAAAUUUUAAAAGUUAGGAGAGGAGCCAGCGCUGUAGCUUAGCAGGUAAAGCCUCUGCCUGCAGUGCCGGCAUCCCAUAUGGGCACUGGUUCUAGUCCCAGCUGCUCUUCCAAUCGUGCUCUUUGCUGUGGCCUAGGAAAGCAAUAGAAGAUGGCCCAAGUGCUUGUACCCACAUGAUAGACCCAGAAGAAGCUCCUGGUUCCUGGCUUUGGAUCGGUGCAGCUCCGGCCCUUGUGGCCAUCUGGGAAGUGAACUAGUAGAUGGAAGACUUCUCUCCUUGCCUCUGCCUCUGCCUGUCUGUAACUCUGCCUUUCAAAUAAAUAAAUCUUAAAAAAAAAAAAAAAAAAAGGGCCGGCACCGCUGCGCACUAGCCUAAUCCUCCGCCUGCUGUGCCGGCACCCCAGGUUCUAGUCCGGUUGGGGCACCAGAUUCUGUCCCGGUCACUUCUCUUCCUGUCCAGCUCUCUUCUGUGGCCCGGGAGUGCAGUGAAGGAUGGCCCAAGUGCUUGGGCCCUGCACCCCAUGGGAGACCAGGAGGAAGCACCUGGCUCCUGGCUUCAGAUCAGCGCAGUGCACCAGCCGCAGCGGCCAUUAGGGGGUGAACCAACAGCAAAGGAGACCUUUCUCUCUGUCUGUCUCUCUCACUGUCCACUCUGCCUGUCAAAAAAAAAAAAAAUAAAUAAAUAAAAAGACACAUGAAUAAGAGAACAUACAUCAUAAAAAAGUGAAGGGAUUCUGGGAUUCCACUCCAGAAUUUCCGGUAUCCUUUUUUUUUUUCUUUUUUAAGAUUUAUUUAUUUGAAAGAGUUACGCAGAGAGAGAAGGAGAGGCAGAGAGAGAAGUCUUCCAUAUACUGGUUCACUCCUCAGAAGGCCUCAAAGGCCGGAGCUGCAAUGAUCCGAAGCCAGGAGCCAGGAGCUUCUUCCAGGCCUCCCAUGUGGGUGCAGGGGCCCAAGAACUUGGGCCAUCUUCUACUGCUUUCCCAGGCCAUAGCAGAGUUGGAUUGGAAGUGGAGCAGCCAGGACUCAAACUGGCGCCCAUUUAGGAUACCAGCACUGUAGGCGGCAGCUUUACCCACUAGGUAUGCCACAGCACCGGCCUCCAAGUAUCUUUUCAACAAGAGCAAAGCAAAUAGUAUUUUGUUUACUAAAAUUUCUGCUUGGCACAUGAAUUAUCUCUUCCAGCAGUUUUACCUUCUAACACCACUAAAAUCUAUUUGUAUUCUGAGAUACUGCAUUAAAUUAAUGAAAGGGAAACAGUCUAAAAUAAGGUUGCCUCACUUGAUAAUGGAAAGGCAGCCUUAGACUACACUUGAUUAUUUCUGUGUUAAUUUCUAACUAAUCACGUAAAUCAGAAUGUAUUAUAAAACCCCUCUUUGGUGAUCUUUAUCAUGUAUUACUAAUAUCACAGAAUUGAAUUCAGGAUUUUAAAAAGCUCUGGAUAGAACUCAGACACAUUCUGUAUACUACAGCCAAAGAGUAGCAUCAAAAGUGCAUCUUUUCAGAGAAAAGAAAAAACCCAGAUCACUUACAAUUAGAUCCUUUUCUUCAAAAUUGUAAGAAACAAAAAUCCUAUUAAAUUAUGUUUGGUCACAUAAGCCAACUUCUGUUGAAACUACUCAGAUAUACAUUUUCUAUUUAAGUGAAUAAUCCUGUCAUAAAUCUGUUUAAAAAGAUUAUUUAUUUGAAAAAAUUAGGGAGAGGGAGGGACAGAGAUCUUCCAUCUGCUGGUUCACUCCCCAAAUGGAUGCAAUGGCCAGGGCUGGGCCAGGCCAAAGCCAGGAGCCAGGAGCUUCAUCCAGGUCUCUCAUGUGGGUGCGGGGAUGAGCCAUCUGCUGCUGCUUUCCCAGGCAUAUUAGCAGGGAGCUUCAUUAGAAGUGGAGCAGCCAGGACCAGAACCGGCACCCAUAUUGCCUGAUGGUGCUGCAGACAGUGGCUUAACCAGCUGUGCCGCAGUGCUGGCUCUGAACCUGUAGUAAAUUUAAACAUUUACUUACUUUCAUUUCACUUGAAAGGCAGAGGGACAAACAGUGAUCGUUCAUUUACUGACUCCCCAAAUGCCUGCAACAGCCAGGGCAGGGCCAGGCCAAAGCCAGGAGCCCUAGAUCUGGCAGUCCAGAUCUCUCCUGUGGUUGGCAGGGAUCCAAGUACUGGAGCCAUCAACUGCUGCCUCCCAGGAUGCACAUUAACAGGAGGUUGGAUCAGAAGGGGAAUAGCUGGGACGCAACGCAUGUGCUGUGGUACAGGAAGUAGGUAGCCUGCCCUGUUCUACAAUGAUUUAUCAUCCAUUCUCAUUCUUCCAAAGUAAAGGCCAUAUUUAAAUUUGUAUGGGAGGCAGGCCGGCGCCACGGCUCACUAGGCUAAUCCUCCGCCUUGCAGCGCUGGCACACCAGGUUCUAGUCCCAGUCAGGGCGCUGGAUUCUGUCCUAGUUGCCCCUCUUCCAGGCCAGCUCUCUGCUGUGGCCUGGGAGUGCAGUGGAGGAUGGCCCAAGUGCUUGGGUCCUGCACCCCAUGGGAGACCAGGAGGAAGCACCUGGCUCCUGUGUUCGGAUCAGCGCGGUGCGCAGGCCGCAGUGCGCCGGCCGUGGUGGCCAUUGGAGGGUGAACCAAUGGCAAAGGAAGACCUUUCUCUCUCUCUCUCUCACUCACUGUCCACUCUGUCUGUCAAAAACAAACAAAAAAAAAACAAAAACAAAAAAAAUUUGUAUGGGAGGCAGGUGAUGGUUGAAAUAGUUAGGUCCCUGUUACCCACACGGGUGUCCUGGAUUUAGUUCCUGGCUCCUGACUUCAGCCUCCCCAGCCCAGCUGUUUGGGCAUUUGGGGAGUGCCCUAAUAGAUGGGAGAACUCUGUCAGUAUCUUAGUGUUUCAAAUGUAAUAAAAUAUUUAAAAAUGUUUAUUUUUAUAGUUAAUAACAAAAUGCCAGUUAGGUUAAGACUAGGAUAAUUUUCACAUUUUCUUCACAUUUUCCUCAUACCUUAACUAUUACCCUUCAGCAACUGCAAUAGCAGAAAACCUAAAAUGGAACUGUUUUACUGCAAAUAUAAAGGCAACAGGAAUAAGAUAGAAAUUAUUCCUCCCGGUAACAUGCCUUAUUUUUGUUUUUCAAGUAGUAAAUCUGUUAUAAAAGGGAAGCUUAGUAAUCAUGGGCACAAUGUAAGCUGAAUUUAUACAUUCUUGUUACAUAUACAUCUUUAAUCUUUAGUAUAUGUACAAAUAACUUACAAACAUGCAUAUAAAGUGAGAAUAUUCGAUUUUUUUAAAAAGAUUUAUUAAUUAAUUUGAAAGAGUUACAGAGAGGGGAGGCAGAAGAGAGAAUCCGCUGGUUCAUUCCCCAGAAGGCUGCAACUGCCAGAGCUGCACCAAUUCGAAGCCAGAAACCAGGUCUCUCACUUGGGUGCAGGGGCCCAAGGACUUGGGCCAUCUUCUUCUGCUUUCCCAGACCGUAGCAGAGAGCUAGAUCGGAAGUGGAGCAGCCAGGGACUCGAACCAGCACCCAGAUAGGAUGCCAGCAUUGCAGGCGGCAGCUUUACCCGCUACACCACAGCGCUGGCCCCCAGAUUUUUUCUAAAAGCACAGAUCACAAAUACAAUAAAUUGGAUAACUAUCAGCACAACAUGAAAGUAGAAAUUCCAGUCACUGGUAUUGACUUUGGCUACCUUACUACUUAGAUUAGCACAAGAGUCAGAGUACAAACUUCAUGUCCCAUUAAAUAUAUGAAAGAAUAUGCUAUGUUGCUAGCCUCCCAAACCAACUGUUUUAAUCAAAUAAAGCACGUUAUUUAUAUUGGCAUAAUAUACUCUUGCCUGACAAGGCAAUAUUUUUAACCCUGAGAUGGGUAAGCAUGAAAUCAAUUUUUGGAAAAAAGCAAUGGUUUAUAAAACUUUUGGUGAGGAUUCUAUAUAUUUUAUCUUUGAAAUAUGAAUGCUGAUAAUGCAGGACUUAGGGAAAGCGGAUUUCCUAAAGACUCUCCCCAGCUGCAUAGCUUCUCCAAGUUUUAUAUAACAUGUCUUGUGAAAGGACAAGGAUAGAAAUGGGCCCAUGCAAUUGUUUAAGAUCAAGUAUCUUUUAAAAUGUGUGACUCAGCAUGGCAGAUGAUGAUGAGUAAUGAAAACCAACAAAUAGUCUAAGGUUCACAAUCAUUUUCUUAAAUAGAUACUGAGACAGAUGAAGUCUAAUAUGUCUAACAGAAGAAAACAUACACGGGAUAGGGAAAGAUAUGAGUUUUAAAGUAUGAAAUUUUCCUAAUGCAAAUGAAUUCAGUACUGAAUGAUUUUUGCAGAGACAAUCCUUUUUUUCCCUACAGUAUGGACACUUUCAAAUUAAAUGUUAAAUUGAAACUUAUAACCAAAUCUGAAUGUCUAAUAAAGUCCUUCCAUCACUUU
Molecule: messenger RNA, 8774 nt
Organism: Oryctolagus cuniculus (rabbit)
Lineage: Eukaryota; Metazoa; Chordata; Mammalia; Lagomorpha; Leporidae
Source: RefSeq, a predicted model, not a curated record